Molecule: messenger RNA, 6809 nt
Organism: Bacillus rossius redtenbacheri
Lineage: Eukaryota; Metazoa; Arthropoda; Insecta; Phasmatodea; Bacillidae
Product: mesoderm induction early response protein 1
Exons: 3
Coding region: 423-1934 (503 amino acids)
Biological process (GO): negative regulation of transcription by RNA polymerase II
Cellular component (GO): nucleoplasm
Molecular function (GO): histone deacetylase binding; transcription corepressor activity
Source: RefSeq, a predicted model, not a curated record
UUUAUUAGAGUUCAGUUCAUAAUGAAUUUAAGUCUGUUAAUUCUUUGAAUAAAAUACUAUUGCUCACUUUUUCAAAGAAAAAUUGUAUUUGGGUCUUUGAAAUGUGUUAUUCCAUUCAUAUCCUGACCAUAAUUCUUCCUAACUUGAGAACAGUAGGCUUUUAUACUCUGUUUAGGCCGUGCCAGAAUUUAAGUACACAGUUGUGUACUUGUAUCCUUGCAAACUUCACUUGCCCCGAUGACUAACCUCUUGAAAUAGUAUUUGCUAGCCAAAAAGGUUGUUUAUUUUCUUUUUCAACAAAUUAAAUUUAUUUUGAAAACAAUGUUAAACUGAAAUUAGUAAAUUUUAACAUUAGUGUUACAUGAAUUUAUGAUGUGCGCAUGUGUGAGUGAAGAUUUGGAUCCCCACCUUGUGAUGACCAGAUGACAGACAGACAGCCCGUACAGAAGAUAUCUCGACCCCAGAGGAGGAACAUCGUCUCAGUGAACGGAGGUGCUGCCACCGGCACCGCUCAGAAGAAUGACGAUGAGGAGUUUGACCCUCCCGUGGAGAUGAUGAUACACGACUAUGACGACGAGAGAACACUAGACGAAGAAGAAGCUCUCGAGGAACCGCAGGACCCACAGGUGGAAGUGUCCACGUUGCAGCGCGAGAGUGAUAUGCCCUUGGAGCAGCUGCUAGCCAUGUAUGGGUACGGCGACCAGGGCGCAGACAACAUGCAGUCCAGCAGCUCCGAAACGUCCAAUCACGAGACCACCCCGGAGAACGACGAAAUGGAGAGGGUCGCCGCGGAAGACGAGGUCGAAGAAAAGACGAACCAUUCAGAACUCCAACAGUUGUACAUCGACCACCCCGAGAAGUCGAUGGACGACACCGUCGGGCCUGCUCGACUGCUGCGGUUGUCGAGACCCCAGAGCGAAGAAGACGAGGAUUACGACUACAUUCCGGACGAAGAGUGGCGGAAGACCAUCAUGGUCGGCAGCGACUUCCAGGCGGCCAUCCCGGAAGGGUUGUGCAAGUACGACGAUGCUCUGCCGUACGAAAACGACGACAAAUUGCUGUGGAACCCGAGCCAGAUGAUGGAAGAUCAGAUCGAGGAGUUCCUGGUGAAGGCUCGGGAGUCGCUGCAGAACAACGCGCAGGGCGUGAGCGUGAUCCCCACGGGCACCCACACGCGGGACGACGAGCAGGCACUCUACUUGCUGCUGCAGUGCGGGUACAACGUGGAGGAGGCGCUGAGGCGGCGACGGAUGAACGCAGUGCAGCCGACAGACACCAUGAGCCUGUGGUCGGAAGAAGAGUGCACCAACUUCGAAAACGGUCUGCGGAGCUACGGCAAGAACUUCCACCUCAUUCAGCAGAACAAAGUGCGCACGAGGUCCGUCGGGGAACUCGUCCAGUUUUACUACCUGUGGAAGAAGACGGAACGUCACGACGUGUUCGCCAACAAGGCGAGGCUGGAGAAGAAGAAGUACAACCUGCAUCCCGGGAUCACGGACUACAUGGACAGGUUCCUGGAAGAGCAGGAGAGCGGGGUCGGGACGGUGCACCGCGACCGGAGCUCGUCGCCCAACAUCCACAGUCUCAUCUAUGGCGACCCGAAGCGCCAUCGUGUCCAGGACUCCCCGGGAGAGACUGUGAUCAGCGCCACUUCCAUGUCUUACCCGGUGGACCCGCUGUGUGAGCUGGCGAGUCACUUCGACAAAGAGAGCAUGGAGAGUCUGGUGAAGUUCGCGGAGGACGGCGUGAGGAACACGUCGGCGUCGGAAGCCGGUAGCUUUGCCGGCGGGGCUGCCGCGAGCUCUCCGCCGGCCGCCGGUACGUUUGGGAGCGUGGAGAUGGCAUUUUCCGGCACCACCGUGGCAGCUCCAGUGGUGCUGAAAGCAGCAGACUCCGAACAUUCGUCCCAGGCGACAGAGUCCGUGGCACAGUGAUUCGCGCGCAGUUUCCGACUGGCAGUGAGCCUUGAAAAUGACUGUUUUUUUUAUUUCCUAGUGAACAGAACUACAUUGGCAAUAAUUGUCUUUCCCAGGCCUAUUCUUUUCAGUGUCCCAAAGGAACGUGUGAGUAUGUGGAAACCGUCAAGCUAAUUUGGCAUUGUCAGUUUGUAUGGAAAUGUCUGAGCAGUUUGUCUGUUGAAAAGUACUUGACUUUUAUUGAGAUAUGUGAAUACAAUGACAGUGUUUUUUCAGUUCAGAACACCGUUGUAGUUCCACCGUGGUUAUGAAUUGUGAUUGAGGAUUGCCAGUAGUAGUGAGAAAAAUAUUCUGGAUGCUGAAUGUGAAAUAUUUGGAAGAAUCUAGUGAAAUACUUACUAGACAUAAAAUAUACUGUUAUAUAUUUAUUCAAGUUGAUGUGUUGACAUGUUUAUAUUCUGUUUACGACCUACUUCAUGUAGCUAUGUUGUUGCACGAAUCUACUAAUGAAUGAGGAUUUGUGGAGAGUCCAAUCUGUUUUAAAGAGAUCUAAAUUGGAGACUGUUCAGCAGUACCGAUUGUGGGUAAACCAGUCAGUUUCAAAAACUGUGUUUAAUCACAAAGUCGUCAAUACUGGUUGAGUUAACGUGUAUUUUGAAAUGUUUGUAGCAAUAUUUUAUUUCAGGGUUGUUUGCUGAUGUAGCUGUUGAUGCUUUCGUAGUUUUGGAAGUGUGUGUGCUGGGUUGUCUCGAGUGAGCAUCAUGAAAUGACUUUGCCUGCAGUCGUCACAUCUUAAUGGUGGUUUUGACACCUUUGCAUUGUUUGCAGCGACUGUCGAAUUGCGUUACGGUUACACGUGGUUGUUGCCGUGGUACUAUAUCUGGGUCCUCAAGACUCUGUUGCGCUUGAACAUUUUCGGUGGGGAUUCUUGUGGUGGUUACCGGGUUGGAUGUCGUGGUGCCACGGGGUACGGUCCAGGGUUCUGAGUUUUCUACCUCGGUCUUCAUUCCUUCGCUUUUCCGUUAUGUUUAUCAUCUAGCCUAGUUCAUUCUUCAAGCUGGUUUGGAACAAGUGAUCCUGAUCAUUCUUUCGGGCAGGCCAGCGCUGGCUGCGUUCAGUACAACCAACUGCUUCCCUUCGUAUUUCUCACCACCACAUCCAUGUGAAACCCUACCAGAAGCAGUAAAAACUUGCACGUGUGUUGUCUAAUAUUUUUUUAAUAAUUGUACAGCAAAACUGACAUUUUUGUAGAGUAUAUUUGGUUUUAAGUAUUUACUUUGUUCUUACACAAAAUGAUUAUUUUAUAUUUAAUAUUUAUCAUGUGGCAGUAGGGAUGUUACAUGCUAUGUAACGUAAACAAUGUACCUUAAUCCCUAGCAUCAUUGUGAUAAAGUAACAAUGUGUGUUCUUUUGUGCGCAUUAGAUUAUUUGGAUUGUGGGAUAUGUACCACAUUAUUAAUUUAGUGGUACUCUAUAUCAAUUUUGUACAGAUUUUGUAUUUAUAUUUGCUCUAAGGAUGCUCCUUAAGCUAGAACCAACCCUCGAAAUAGAAGCUGUAUAAAAAUUUUUUUUAUACAAUAUUGCUAUAAAGGUUUUGUAGGAGGGCUACUUUUUUUUGCCACUACCAAUGUACUGCAGUAUGAAUCAGAAAAAAAACUUCAAGCUGAAACAUGGCUCUCUAUGAACACUAGUUUGAAAAUUCAUUCUACUUACUUCUGUGAUUAAAAAAUUACAAGCACAAAGUGCUUGACAAAGCAAGAAAUUGGUUGUGUUUAAAAAAAACCUAUUCUAAAAAGAGGCCUCUCAUAGUUCAGUCUUAAAUUUAAAAAAAAUUUCCUACGCGGGGGAACUUAUUAGAUUGGUCAGGUGCGGAGGUACGUCCACAAUUACCAAUCUACCGUGCAUAUUGUUUCUAAUGUUGCCAUGAUGAUGUGCUGUGUAUUCUAGCAAAGCUUGUGGAAUGCCAGAAAGUAUCGGAAGAAGGAAAGUUUAUUUUUUCUGUAAUGCACAGGGCCGCAGUAUGGCGGCAUUAAAUGAAGGGUAAUUUGCGGUAAUAUGGGGUGUAAAAAAAGAUUGUCAGUAUUGCAAGAAUGCUAUCCAGAUAAAUUUUAUUUUGGAGAUGUGAACCAAACAUCUUUUCUUUAUUGGCUACAAUAUCAAAACAAACAAAAAAUGUUUUUGUGUGCUUGAAGAUAGUUGCUACAGACCUCCCCUAACACUCGGUGGCAAGAGGCUAUCUUCUCCUUCCUCCUCGAUUGUAACUUAAGACGGGUUAAAAUUGUGCUGUUUUCAGGAAGCAAAAACUGCUAUAAAAAAAACUUUAGCUCCUGAACAAAGACCCUCUCUUCUGUUAAUCUUAUGUCGUUCCGAACUUUCAGGUCCACCACCGCAAACAUCAAGAUGAAUCCAAUGCACUUUAUUGUUGUACACGAAGCUGUGGAAUUUCUUGGGCUCGUCACGACACUCACACUAAAUAAUGGAGCAGUGAAGUGUUUUAAAAUGUUACGAAUGACACUAUACUAAAACAUAGAGGGUGGCCUGUUGCAUUCUGCGAUUUUCAUCCAAGAUAAAGUCAUCAACCAUAAUUUUGUAUAAACACAAACACUUGGAUUUCGGAACUACGUAACAGCAAAGUAAGUUUUUCAUUGUACAGAUUUUUAUCGAGACUUGAAACUAGUUUGUCAAUUUUGAUUCUUUGUGGUGUGUAAUGUUGACUAAUUAAUGAUAUUUAUUUAUUCCGAGCCACAAAUAGAGUAUAAUUAAAUGUGAUGAUUUUAAGUGCGUGUGGCGUAAAGAUAGAGUUACAAAACAAAUUAAGUUUUAUUCUUGCACUUAACACUCACCAUGCAGAGUUGUACCAGGCAUUUCUUUGUUUAGAUAUCUCCUGUCAACUGCGUCUAGCUUCUUGCUAGCUCGUGGGAAUAUCCAACACUCGAUGCUACAAGUAAUUAAUUUUACAGAGUUAUGAUUGUACUGCUUAAAUUUGACGUUUUUCCUACCUUGCGUUGUAUCACUGUUGUUGUUUUUACACUAACCACAUUUCUGUAUCAUGCUCCCAAGCAUUUUCUAUUGCAACCUUAAACAAGUUUUUUUUUUCCCCCUUCUUCCUCUUCUGGCGAGGUGACCUUCCACAUGUUAUUGAAAUAUUUUAAUAGUUAUACUUAGAGACCGGAAAAUUUCGCGGUUUCAUUUCGCGAUAGGCUAGAAUCCAGGUGCGUGUAACUUAUUGCCGCUUCAGUGAUUGGAACACAGUUUGCCUAAAAGACUGAGCCAAUGAAUGACCCUCAACGUAAGAAGUACCGAAUCACAAGCAUCCCAGUUUAGCAGGUGUCACGAGUCAGUAGCCAAUGAGGCUGGUGUAAUUUUCCCGAGAACGUGGAUGAUCGUGGAGUCUAUCCUAGAGGUCAUCGAAACCACGAAAUUUCCAGUCCCUAGUUAUACUCUUUGUUUCCCUAGUUCGGGCCGAGAUUAUGGGUUUAGUAACCACUGACGUAGGUGAUGCCAUUAGGGUUUACGCUUGUCUGAACCCUUCCCUUCGACGUACACAUUUUAUUUUUUGAGCUCGCUUAUCCAGGUGUGCACGGGUAGGCACUCAGACUCGGUGUACUGUACUACUCUUUAAGAUUGUAAUCUCUUUACUGCUGCUACUCACUUCUGUAGCACUGGAGAUAAUAAAUUUGUAUUCAAAUGUAUUUGAAUGGCUAAGUAAAAUAUUGUUCCUGUUAGAAAUUAUAUUAAUAAGUCUUGAGAGAUUGUAUGUACUGUUAAAGGAUUUUAUCAGAAUUUUUAGUAAUGAGAAGAGAGGUACAAUCAGUUGUGAUUCAAAACAUUAUGUUUAUUAUGUAUAUCUGGAUUGUCAAGUGCAAAAGUAAAUGUGAUUGCAUUAAAACACAAGUACUUCUUUCAAAUAAUAAUAGCUCCAAAAAAUGUGAAUUUUUUUUUUUUUUUUACAACAUUUUAUUGUGCAUUUUGGGUCUUUGUAUUUAGUAAGCCAGCAUUAGCUUUUGCACUUUGCAACACUCUGUUAACUACAUGUUUCAUUGAAUUUUGAUAUGCGUUGGGAAUAUAUUUUCCCUGCAAAUAAUUAUACACGUGUAAUUGUUUUGUGCCAUUGUGAAUGUGAAAAUUAAUAUUAUAUUUAUGCCUUAAAUAAUUUAAAGAAUAACAGAGUAAUGUUGAUUCAAAGCAGAUACUUAACAGAAUAUAUUUUUUCACAGAAACUGUUUCUACCAAUGCGUAAGUAACAAUGAUCAAACCGCAAGGUCUGUCAACAUUCAUUGUAGUGAUUUUUACUUUCUAUGUAACUUUUUUUUUAUACAUACAAGUGUUUAGCUCAGAAAAAAAUGUAAGUGAGGGUGCGCAUGGAAUAGUAGUAUUGGUUUUAUAUAGAAUUUUAUUUUAUUGUAAACUAAAUUUAGAUUUUUAUUUUUAAAUAUAAAUAAUAUAAUUCUGGAACUUUAUGGUGUGGAACAUGUAUGACUUUGUUGGUUAUUUACCAGACAUUAAACAUAUAAAUUCUAUGAUUGUUGUUAUGCUAUUUUAUUUGAUUGGUGCCAAUUUGACACAGUUCUCUCAUGCGUUGAUUUGCUUCACUUGCAUUUAAAUGCUGACAGUGACCUCAGACUGGGUGAUCAAGGAUGUGGUGUCCACCCGGGUUAAUGAAUGUGACAAACUCCGUCUCCUCGUACUUGCAAGGGAUGCAUAACUAAACACAUGGUUCAUAUCCUUUCGUGUGAUCAAAAAUUAAGGAAGAAAACUGUGUGUGUGUGAGAGAGUUGAGUGUGUGAGAGAGAGAAUGAGUGUGAGUGAGAGUUGAGAGAGUGAGUGUGUGUGAGAGUGAAUAUGCGAUAGAGUGUGUGUGUGUAAAAUACGUUUGAUCAACAUGCAAACAAA